AUGAUCGGAGAUGAAGAUAUGGCGCCUCUAGCUUUCGACUUUCGGAAAUUGAACAAAAGGUCCAUUUUUGUACGAAAAACAGACUCCUCGGGCCUCGACUCGGUGCUUCCUCUCGAUAACCCUCAGAAAUUCAAAAAUGGGACUUCGUAUAUCGAAGACGCCUUUUCAAUAGAAGCUGUUACGGAUAUAAAGAUACCUCCCGAUGAUAUUGGAGGGAAACGCGCUUUACGGGCAUACGGAACUGAAAGUCAGACGCCGUAUGCAAGCUGCUCCGAGCUUGUUGAUUUCAUAUCAAAUUCUCUGGAAGAGCGGUCCUACCAGGGCAAACGGCUACGGACCGGACUUGUCAUCCGAGACUUUGAAGACCAUCCGAGCGGAAUCAAAUUCACUUUCUUGGCAAUGCCAUACUUUCUGCUACAGCGGUUGCAGCAGAGAGGGGUAUCUUCAAGCUCAAAAUCUCAUUGGGUUCAGCCCUUGGUUCAAUCAGCCUAUCAUCUUGAUUCAUCUGUGGCCCGAGAAGACCAACAAGCCAUCCGGAAUUUGUAUGAUGGUAACAUCCAUGAAGCCCUUCAUGUUCCACGGCUUUGGAUAUUGACCAUGGGUCAUAAAUUCAUAGCAACAUGCUCACCAACAGCCCUCUAUAAUGCCAAAACAUCGUACAUUACUACAUCAAUGAUUGGAAAGGCGGCUUCUCCCUCCAUGAUCAGAUUGAUCUGGGGUUCAGGAUUUUUCUUCUGUCUCAGCCGCACUAAAUGCGAAGUGUGGUUUAAAUUCAUACACCAAGUUUCAUACACACUUUCUGAAGCUUUCAAUGGCUCGAUUUCAGUUGGUAACCUCGUAUACAGACUUCAAAGUGAUGGCAGUCGCAUUGAGGGGCACAACUGGGAGUCGGUAUUACAAUCCCAUCCGGGUGAUGAGCCAUUGUGCAUCUUAGUUCAACCCGAGGAUCCUGAAUCAUUGGAGCUAGCUCCGCUUGCCAUUGCGCUGGAAGGGGAUUAUUCAGGGGAAUUUUCGGACAACUUCGAAGGAACAAGACUUAAUGUGAAAAUUUUGAGUUCACAGACAAUGGAUGCGUAUGGAUUACCCUUCCAAUGGGGUCCCUUCCGGUCGGGGGCGGGCAAGGAUCUCAUCAUUCCCUACAAGCUCACGGACCUUGACCAAAAGAUUCUCUGUGACCAUACAAGGCGUUUCCGCGCCAAGGAAACCAGAUUCAAUGCUUCGCGUGUGGUGCCUUACAAUGAUGAAAGCCCGCACUACGUUCCCCCCGAACAGGUACUUGAAGCGGUAGAAUGUGCGGUUGAGGUUGAAAGCGCCCACACACAUCAUUCGGAAUUCCACGUUGCGAAAGAAGAAGUCGAUGGUCAACCCUCAGCAGGGAGAACUACCCAGCCCAUCCUCAGAUGGCCAAUCAAACAAGAGAUUUGCAAUGCAAACCCCAUGAAAGAUGUACUCAACCGUCGGGAUUUAAAGCCGAGUACGGCACGGAAAAGCCUCGGUCAACCAGAAAGAACUUCAGUGCAUGGCCUGGCGUCUUCACAUCAGAUGAAAGCUUUGGCGGCCCACAUGCAUUAUGAACUUCUCUUUGUACCUUCUCGUAAGAUUGCCAAAUUCUACAAUGACUUAUGCCAGAAGACAAAAGCAGACAUUGAGACUGAGCUCGUUGGGCUCUUGAACAAUCAUCACGUCAACACGCAUAUUUUCAAGCUUGCUUCAUCAUUUUUUCAUCAUGUCAGUGGGAUUGUAGGGUGUUUCAUUGACGAAGACUACGAUUGCCUGGUCAAGCGAAAGCUUUGUGCUGCAAUUCUUCUCGUUGUUCAUUCAUUUCGAAUCCCUUUUUCCGACCCACUUUUCUCAUUUCAUUACGAUAUUCUCUCUUUGCCGCUGCUUAAAGUCAAAAAUAUGAUACAGGCGCUACAAAAUGGAAUCCCCAGUACCGAGUGCCGCUAUAUUACACGUUCCAUGGCGAGCGCAUUUUCCCGGAUCUUGGUACUUGUUAUCCAGAUAUCAUCGCAGGCAUCUAAGCUUACGGAAGCAUAUGAGCACUCCAAGACAUCCAAGUGCCACAAUUCUCACAUUGGCACUUCAUCGUCCUCAAAAUUGAAAGGCAGCAAAUUGGCACCCGACGAAACAGAUAACAUGAGCGAUGCUGCAUCAUCUGAUGAAGAAAUAAACUUGACAAAAACCACAGCAGCACCAAAGAAUACAGCAGGACCUGAUUUCCAAGAAGCCGAUUUCUUGAAUGACGUCAAGAUUAGUAUAAAUCGGAUCUUGUCAGAUCUCCAUCAAGCGCAGCACGAAUGCGGCGCAAUACUUUGUUCGGAGGACGGCAUUGAGCAGGGCUACGGCAUCAUAGACUCUGGACAAAUAAUUGCUCUUGUCAUGAAAUCUAUCAUCCAGGGGCAUUCAACCAGCAACCAAAUGCGUACAUUGGAUGUGGUGGACAUAUACGCAACACGCACAACCCAGCUACAACUUGAAGCCCGAAAUAAACCGAGGAAAAGUUUGCUGAUAGAGAUGAACCUCCUGAAAGAGGAACUCGUUAUCAUCACUGAUAACAUCCGCGACCAACUCGGCUUGAUGGACGUCCUGCUUGGAAAUGAAUCGGUUGGAAACGGGUCGGUUGGAUAUGAUUCAAUCAAAUAUGAUUCAGAUGGAAGUGAGUCGGACGACGAUAGCCAUUACUUCGGUAAUCAGAGUCUUUUCCAUUCAUUGUAUGCUGUCAAUCAAGGGAAGCAUUCAGUGGUCGACAAAGCAAUUUCCAAAAUUCUCAACAAUAUGCAAACUGAUCUUCAAGACAAGGUGGCAUUAUGUGAUGAGUUGACUCAGCGCGUUGCACUUUUGGAACGACAGGUUGUUCAACGUGUUGACAUUAUGCAAGAAGACCAUGGCAAAGCCAUUCUCAUCUUCACUAUCGUCUCGGCAAUAUUCCUUCCUCUUUCCUUUGUGACCAGCUAUUUGGGCAUGAACACAUCAGAUAUUCGGGACAUGGAGUUGAGCCAGGCAUUGUUUUGGCAGGUGGCCAUGCCUUUCACUGUGGUGAUAGUCUCUCUUGUUCUCAUAGGGACAUACAACGCUGACCGUAUCGUGGGGUGGUUGUCCCGGGGGUCAAGACUUCCAUAA
Messenger RNA from Penicillium antarcticum, 3120 nucleotides. RefSeq lists its product as uncharacterized. Gene Ontology annotation, cellular component: membrane. The transcript has 8 exons. Gene Ontology annotation, molecular function: metal ion transmembrane transporter activity. NCBI's taxonomy places the organism in Eukaryota, Fungi, Ascomycota, Eurotiomycetes, Eurotiales, Aspergillaceae. The record is from RefSeq and is a predicted model, not a curated record. Bases 1 to 3120 code for a protein of 1039 amino acids. Gene Ontology annotation, biological process: metal ion transport; transmembrane transport.